GCUACAUUCGGUGAGAAGCAGCCUUCAACGCUGGAUUGUGUGCAAUUCGUGUAGAAUUUAAUAGUGAAAAGUGAAAAGAAAAAUCAUAAAAAAUGCGUGUCAAAAGUAUUUUGUACUACUUUGCCAUUGGUCUAUUGAUCAUGGGAAUGUUCAUGGAAGAAGUUGAAGCAAGGCGUAAAAUUCUCAGAGGACGUAAAACAAUAACCAGACGUUACUACAGAGGCACCGCAAUUCCAGCUUGGUCAAUAGUUUUGAUGACCGGUAUUGGAAUGCUGAUUAUCGGUGCUGGUUUUUACGGCUUGCUAAAAAGGCUGGUAGUGGACAGCGUGGAUACAGACAGUUCUUACCAGCCUGCGUUGCAACAAGAAAUUUAAUUUCUACUAACACACUCAAAUAAUCACCCAUUUAUUACAUCGUCUUGAUACAUUUAAUUUUACGUCAAUAUAAUGUUAUUCUUAUUGGCGAAGAAACGAAAUUUUUUUUUUUUGAAUCCGAUCUAAAAAAUUCUCUAUUACGUCUCUGUGGCGUUCUGAUUAAACAUCAUACAAUAAAACAAAAAACUUGUUAUUCCCACUCAAGAUGAUACAAAUUUUAUUUAUACCCUUUCUAUAUUAUAUUUAUAUUUACAUGUAUGUCUUUGCCAAUAAAGAGCGAAAAAUUAGGAUUCUUUGUUUCAAUGUAGUCAUUAUUUUUUUUCUUUUAAUUUUAUUUAUACUGAUUGGACGUUAGCCUAUACUUUAGGCAGUAGCGACAAAAUCUAGGUAAUAUAUUCUACCAAUUGUAUUAAUUUGCAAAUAAUAAUGCAUGGCAUAUUAAUAAAAUUCACCAUAAAUCAUGUAUAUAUUAAAUAAAUAACAUAUUUUGCGCAAGAUUUUGCCCCUACUUUUCGGGGACACAUAGGUAUUAAUUAUUCAUUAUAAAUAAUGUUCAAUCAAUCAUUAUUUGUCGACUUGCUGAAGCAAAUAUUCAACUCUCAAGAGCAUUGGUUGCACUUGAAAGAAAUUAUUAUGAAAAACAAAUGACCUUAUAUUCAUACGGAAAGGUAACCGCUGAUUUCCGUACAGAUCACAAGGAAGCCAUAAAAAAGAGACCGUACCUUGUGCCCGUAUUAAAUUAAAGCACGAAACGACAAUUUUGCGACUCACAAAGAAACAAUAUUAUUAUAAGAGUUCUGCUCGUAUUUGCUUCAAUAUUAAAUGAAUUGCUCUCAAAGUUCGUGAUAAUUAGUAGAUAAUUGUUACUCUGUUGUGAAGAACGCUGGAUACGUCUUGAAAAUCGUCAAUAGACCAUUGUCACGUAAGCACAAACUUUGCCUUUGAUAAUUAUAUAAAACUAAGAAGAGGGAAAUAUCGAAGGCAACGUUUAAUCUCAUGUUAUCGCGCAAGGUACUGAUUCUGUUAGCCAUAGCCAUAUUUACCGUAGUAAUGUUGCUUUUGUAUAUGAUUCACAAGAAGAGAGAGCAAAAGCAGAGAGAUAUUUAAAAAAAAGGGAAACGCCCAAUGGAUGGUCCAG
Molecule: messenger RNA, 1512 nt
Organism: Neodiprion virginianus
Lineage: Eukaryota; Metazoa; Arthropoda; Insecta; Hymenoptera; Diprionidae
Gene: hoka
Exons: 3
Coding region: 93-374 (93 amino acids)
Source: RefSeq, a predicted model, not a curated record